Messenger RNA from Notothenia coriiceps (black rockcod), 2027 nucleotides. Its product is annotated as collagen alpha-1(XII) chain-like. The record is from RefSeq and is a predicted model, not a curated record. Gene Ontology annotation, biological process: cell-substrate junction assembly; nervous system development; cell-matrix adhesion. Gene Ontology annotation, molecular function: extracellular matrix structural constituent; integrin binding; proteoglycan binding. The transcript is spliced from 16 exons. NCBI's taxonomy places the organism in Eukaryota, Metazoa, Chordata, Actinopteri, Perciformes, Nototheniidae. The annotation marks the transcript as partial.
GACCUCUGGGGGGGGUGAAGAACAUGCGGGUGAGCGACCCCACCAUGACCUCUCUGAAGGUCAACUGGGACCCCGCGGAUGGAGCCGUCCGACUCUACAAAGUGUUCUUCGUUCCUGCAGCCGGGGGCCGGGAGGAGAUGGAGCAAGUCCCCGCAGGAACCACGAACAUCAUCCUGAGGAACCUUCUGUCCGACACGCCGUACACCGUCUCCGUGCUGCCGGUGUAUCCCGCCAGAGAGGGGAGGCGCCAGUCAGAGAACGGGAAGACACUGCCGUUGAGCGGCGUGGGCAACAUGCAGGUGAUCGACCCCUCCAUCACCACCCUGACAGUGAGCUGGAGCCCAGCUGAUGGGAACGUGCAGGGAUACAAAGUGAUCUACAGCCCCGUGGACGGAGGCCCGGAGAUCGUGGAGCAAGUGUCAGAGAGCACCACUAAGACGGUGUUGGAGAAGCUGCUUCCGGAUACCCGUUACACCAUCACCGUCGUUCCAGUUUACGCCGAGGGAGACGGGCCGAGCCUCAGCGACAUCGGGAAGACAAAGCCGCUGGGCUUUGCGAGGAACCUGCAGGUGACCGACCCCACGACGAGCUCUCUGAACGUCCGCUGGGACGCGGCCGAGGGGACGGUGCGAGAAUACAUCGUGACCUGGGUCCCUGUGGCUGGAGGAGAGCGGGAAGUGGAAAUGCAGGUGUCAGAGCAACAGAAACAGAGAAACACAGAGCCUCUGGGAGGAGUGAAGAACCUGCAGGUGAGCGACCCGACCACCAACUCUCUGAGGGUCCGCUGGGAGCCGGCGGAGGGCGACGUGAGGCAGUAUCAGAUCAUCUACGUCCCCACAGGGGGGGGAGCGGAGAGCAUGACUCCGGUAUCCGGCAUGUCGACCAACACGGUGCUGAGAGACCUGAAGCCCGACACCGAUUACAAAGUGACCCUGGUGCCCAUCUACGCCGACAUGGAGGGGAAACGAGACUCAGAGAACGGGAAGACAAAGGCUCUGGGCGGGGUGAAGAGUCUGCAGGUCUCUGAUCCCACCACCAGUUCUCUGAAGGUCCGCUGGGAGCCGGCGGAGGGAAACGUCCGGCAGUAUCGCAUCUUCUACGUCCCUUCAUCCGGAGGAGCCGAGGACAUGGAGCAGGUCACAGGCGGUACCACCAACACCUUCCUGAAGAACCUGUUGUCGGACACUCCCUACACCGUGACCGUCGUCCCUGUUUACCCCGAGGGGGAGGGAAUCCGCCAGUCUGAUGACGGGAAAACACUUCCACGUACGCCACCCAGGAACAUCCAGGUGUACAACCCCACCGCAAACAGCCUGAACGUGCGCUGGGAGGCGGCUUCAGGCCAGGUGCAGCAGUACAAGGUGGCGUACAGAUCCCUGACCGGAUCCAGAGCCCCCGAGUCGGUCCUGGUUCCUGGAGGUGUGACCAACGCCUUCCUGGAUAACCUGAUCCCAGACACUCCUUACUCUGUCAACGUCUCCGCUCUGUACGCUGACGGAGAGGGAUCUCCAAUCAGAGGCAACGGCAAAACACUGCCUCGAGGCGGUCCCAGGAACAUGCGAGUUUAUGACGCCACCACCAGCACUCUGACCAUCGGAUGGGAUCACGCCGAGGGUCCCGUCAGGCAGUACAAGAUCUUCUACGCCCCGCUGACCGGAGACCCCAUCACCGAGUUUGUGAGUUACAGUGUGUUCUCCAUCGGUGUGGCGGACGUGGACUUCGUGGAGCUGCAGGAGAUCGGCAGCAAACCGAGCGACAGACAUGUUUUCGUUGUGGACGACUUCGAUGCCUUCGACACCAUCAGGGAAAACCUGAUUACCUUCAUCUGUGAAACUGCAACGUCAUCGUGUCCCCUGAUUUACCUGAAUGGAUUCACUUCACCUGGCUUCAGGAUGCUGGAGGCGUUCAACCUGACGGAGAAGAUGUACGGUUCGGUUCCCGGUGUUUCCAUGGAGCCGGGGUCCUUCAACAGCUACACGGCCUACAGGCUGCACAAAGAUGCUUUCCUCCACCAGCAGACCACGUGA